This is a messenger RNA of Rosa chinensis, 1011 nucleotides long. Its product is annotated as putative ubiquitin-conjugating enzyme E2 38. Bases 1 to 1011 code for a protein of 336 amino acids. The transcript has a single exon. NCBI's taxonomy places the organism in Eukaryota, Viridiplantae, Streptophyta, Magnoliopsida, Rosales, Rosaceae. Gene Ontology annotation, molecular function: ubiquitin conjugating enzyme activity. The record is from RefSeq and is a predicted model, not a curated record.
AUGGCCUCCGUCAACACCAAACCGUCGUUCAAGCAGUUUGACGUCGUUAUGGACCACUCAGACCACCAGUACUCGGACAGUAAAUGUCGUUUCAUCGACAGUACGGUCUAUAAGAAGAUCACGCGCGAGUGGAGAAUUUUGGAGAAGGAUCUCCCGGAAACCAUAUACGUGCGCACGUACGAGACACGUGUCGACCUCCUCAGGGCUGUGAUUGUCGGAGCAGAAGGCACACCCUACGAGGGCGGACUCUUCUUCUUCGACAUCAAGUUCCCGGAUAACUAUCCGAACGAACCACCAAAGGUUCAUUACCGCUCGCACGGAUUGCGGCUUAACCCUAAUCUGUACGAGACUGGAUAUGUUUGCUUGAGCCUACUCAACACGUGGUUUGGCCCGGGGUGGGACUCAUCCCAAUCCACCAUCCUCCAAGUUUUGGUGUCGAUCCAAGCGCUUGUUCUCAACGACAAGCCUUACUUUAAUGAACCGGGUACUGGGUUUUUCAACCGGUGGUUUGGCAUGAAGGAUGAGUCCCAAAUAUACAGUGGGGACGCGUUUAUUUCAACAUGCAAGUCAACGUUGUAUUUGCUCCGAAAUCCACCCAAGAAUUUUGAGGCUUUCACUGCCGACCAUUUUCGUGGAAGAGCGAGUGGGAUUCUGAGAGCGUGCAAGGCUUAUGCGAAAGUCGGCUAUUACAGCAAGGAGACUGAGGCAAGCCCGUCUUCGGUUUACCUUGUGAAACAUUCCAGGAAGUUCAAGGAGUCGAUGGAGCAGUUGUACCCACAGCUGGUUGAGGCUUUUAAAAAGAAUGAGGCUUCUCGAAAGAACAAUCCGGUCAAGGAAUUUACUUCUCGGAAAAACAAUCCAGUCAAGGAAUUGAUGGCAGAGAGGAGUUCGACGAAGUUUGCAGAUCAAGUGAAGAAGAAAGCUAAGCCGGCCUUUACUCCGGGCCGGUUAUUGUCCGCUGCAUUUUUGGCCUCUGUAGCUUUUGUUGUAGUAGUAGUAUGUAGAAAGUAA